Molecule: messenger RNA, 1074 nt
Organism: Acipenser ruthenus (sterlet)
Lineage: Eukaryota; Metazoa; Chordata; Actinopteri; Acipenseriformes; Acipenseridae
Product: transmembrane protein 242-like
Exons: 5
Coding region: 103-588 (161 amino acids)
Source: RefSeq, a predicted model, not a curated record
CCGACUGACUACCCUUCAACCAAAGAAGCAAGGCCGCUGAAGGGUCGGGAUCCUCAAUGAAUAAAUCCAGGGGUCUCGUUUCCAUUAAUUAAUUGGUCGAACAUGUUUUACAGUGGGCACAGAAUGUUCGUAAAUAUGGCGGCGCACAGAGAAGAAGUUGCUCACAGCAAUGUCAACGGCGAAUGUUCCUCACUGUCUGGCGAAAAUGAAGAAAAUACACUUUUAUUAGUCAAAGGUGGAAUCUUUCUUGGAACAGUAGCUGCAGCUGGAAUGGUGGCUGGGUUUGGUACCACACUCUCUGUGGCCAAGAAGAAAAGUCCUGAUUGGUUUAAUAAGGGAGUUACAGCUACAGCCGCAGUGCCAGAGAGCGGGGCUUCGCUGGCUCUGAGAGCCCUGGGACGGGGCUCCCUCUAUGCCUGGUGUGGAGUUGGGCUGAUCAGCUAUGCUGUCUGGAAGGCUAUGGGAGUUCACAGUUUGAAAGAGUUCCGGGAAAGGAUGCAGUCUUUCUUCCCACCUAUUCCGAGAAACAAAGAACCUCCCGCAAGUGCUGAGCCGUUCAGCUGGGAGAAUCUCUUCAAAUCAAAGUGAUGGAUUUUAACAGCCCCUGACCGUGGGCAUCAAUGGAGUUUCUUGUGGGGUUAAUGGAACAGCACACCUGAAGAGUCGAGAGCCCUGGAUGGUGAACAGCUUUCAAAAAGCUCUUCUUUUUCAUUGAACCUUGUCAAAUGUGUCAUUUUAAAAACGUGUGCAAAUACAGUACUGCUCUCUUGGAAAUUAGGCUUCGGCUUUUCUGUCUGCAGACCUUGAACACAAAUGUUUUUUUUUCUUUUUUAGGUACUUUAUAUCGUAUUUUGGAAAUGCCUACAAAUGUACAUGCCGAAUUUGUAACUGAUUUGACAUACGUAGGUAUGGACUAUCAUGUACAAAUUUGUUUGUAUCACACAUUGUUAUUUUGAGCUUAAACUGUUUUCAAAACAGUCAUGCUGUAUUCUGUAUAUAUGUGCUUGUGUUAUUUUGAGUCCAGUUCCAACGUUGAUCUAAAUGUAUAUAUAAAAAAACUCCUGUUGCGUUGUA